Pisolithus orientalis is the source of this 1803-nucleotide messenger RNA. RefSeq names its product P-loop containing nucleoside triphosphate hydrolase protein. Gene Ontology annotation, cellular component: spliceosomal complex. The record is from RefSeq and is a predicted model, not a curated record. The transcript has 9 exons. NCBI's taxonomy places the organism in Eukaryota, Fungi, Basidiomycota, Agaricomycetes, Boletales, Pisolithaceae. Gene Ontology annotation, biological process: mRNA splicing, via spliceosome. Bases 1 to 1803 code for a protein of 600 amino acids. Gene Ontology annotation, molecular function: RNA helicase activity; RNA binding; ATP binding.
AUGAAGGACGACUCGUAUGAACCUUACGUCCCCGUUGCCCAAAGGCGCGCAGCAAAGCUUGCGAAGCUUUCCUCGUUGACCAGUAGUUCUGCACGGGAGAAGGCGAAGAGGCAGUUGGAGGAGCUAUUGGCAAAGGAAGAUGCUGAGCAGGAGGAAGAGAGUCGGAGGGAAAGAGCUCGGAAAGAGAGGACACUUCUCCUGGAGGCACAAGAAGUGCACUCUCGCAAGGCUGCCGAGGAUGCCAAGAAGACAGAGAUUGAGAAAGCGGAGGAGGUUGAUGCAGAGAUUCUUGCUGCUAUCGCCAGCAGACGGAAAUUAGCAUCAGAUCUCGAACUCGCAAAGGGUAUCUCUUAUUCCGAGUCACUGAAGACUUCUUGGCAACCUCCAAAGUAUAUACGUGACCGGACAGAGGAGCAGCACAGACGACUUCGGGAGAAGUAUCAUAUCAUUGUAGACUGGAGAAGACAUUCCCCCCCCAAUCGAGCACUUCGAAUCCAGGAUAUGAAAAUACCGCAGCAAACGCUACAUUUUCUAAGGUCCAAAAAGAUAAUUACUCCUACUCCAAUCCAGCUGCAGGGCAUACCCACAGCGUUUUCAGGACGUGACAUGAUAGGAAUCGCAUUCACGGGUUCUGGGAAAACGCUUGCAUUUUGUUUGCCACUUAUUAUGAUGACCUUGGAAGAGGAAGUCAGGCUUCCAUUCAUCCGCGGCGAGGGUCCUGUAGGUGUUGUUCUAUGUCCCUCUCGGGAACUCGCAACGCAGACGUAUGAAAACGUGCUUGCCUGGACAGCCGCGCUUUCAAAGGAUGGCAAGUAUCCCCGACUGAAUACGUUGCUUUGUAUCGGCGGUAUAUCCAUGGGCGAUCAAAGUCAUGUCCUCAAUAAGGGUCUACAUAUCGUCGUUGCUACGCCAGGUCGGUUGAUUGACAUGUUGGAAAAGAAACGGUUUACAUUCAAUAACUGCAAAUUCCUGUGCAUGGACGAGGCUGACCGUAUGAUUGAUCUGGGAUUCGAAGACGACGUGCGGAAUAUCAUGAGCUUCUUCAAGCGUCAACGGCAGACCUUACUGUUCUCGGCGACGAUGCCACGGAAAAUCCAGGAUUUUGCGCAGCAGUCGCUUGUUAGGCCUGUCCUAGUCAACGUGGGACGCGCUGGAGCUGCCAACUUGGAUGUGCUGCAAGUGGUCGAAUAUGUCAAACAGGAAGCCAAGAUGGUCUAUCUGCUCGAAUGUCUUCAAAAAACUGCCCCUCCGGUAAUCAUCUUCAGCGACAACAAGAACGAGGUCGAUGACAUCCAAGAAUAUCUCCUGCUGAAAGGCGUAGAGGCGGUUGCGAUACACGGGUCUAAAACCCAAGAGGAGCGCCAGUACGCCAUCAAGGCAUUCAAGUCUGGCGCCAAAGAUGUUAUGGUUGCGUCAGGUGUCGCUUCCAAGGGUCUGGACUUCAACGACAUUCAACAUGUGAUCAUAUUCUCUAUGCCGAAGGAGAUCGAAGACUAUGUCCACCAGAUAGGUCGAACGGGUCGAAGCGGGAAGACCGGUAUCGCUACGACGUUUGUGAACAUGAACACUCCCGAGCAGACGCUCCUGGAUCUGAAGUACUUGUUGAUAGAAGCUGGUCAGAAAGUUCCGCCGUUCCUGCAAACCAUCGAAGAUCCACGUAUCUCUCAGAAUGGUUCGUUUAGAGGCUGCCCGGUAUGCGGAGGCCUUGGUCACGGUGUCUCGAAUUGUCCAAAGCUGGAGGACGUGCAACGUCGCCAGAUGGCGUCUCAAAGAGCUGUGCACGACGGAGGUGGGGGUUACUGA